Molecule: messenger RNA, 3032 nt
Organism: Schizosaccharomyces octosporus yFS286
Lineage: Eukaryota; Fungi; Ascomycota; Schizosaccharomycetes; Schizosaccharomycetales; Schizosaccharomycetaceae
Product: MS ion channel protein 2
Exons: 1
Coding region: 465-2882 (805 amino acids)
Biological process (GO): intracellular calcium ion homeostasis; calcium ion transmembrane transport
Cellular component (GO): membrane
Molecular function (GO): calcium ion binding; calcium channel activity
Source: RefSeq, a predicted model, not a curated record
UAAUAUCAUUAGCAGACGAAAAGUGCGAUCGCAAAAAUUCAUCGCUCUGCAACAAGUAUUAUUCCAAGUAGUUUUAUUGCGAAGAAGCGACCUUCGAUGACCUAUAUUUUGUUUAUAUGAAGUGAGGAAUCUUCAGUAAACCCCAAUUCCUUCCUUUUGCUUUGCAUCUCUGCUUUCUUACAAAAAAAAAAUCGUUUCUUUUCACGAAUCGAUAAUUACCCACAGCAUACUUAUUUUUGGAUGUACAUGUGCAAUUAGACGUUUUCUUGUUUUCAUAUGUAUUAUUUCAUAAAUAUAUCUUUAUUUUCUGCGUAAACUUCGCUUUUCUUCCUUCCUGGCUUAUUGGCUUUUUUUUUGAUCUAUUUAGCUUUUAGAAGAAUAAUUCUUCUUUUAUUUUUGUUUAUUUAUUUCUAAUUCUUUGGUUUUGAUUUUAAUUUUGUUAUAUCUUGAAAUCCUUGUUGAAAAUGUCAACGGCGGAUGACCAAGAAAAGUACUUUCGCAAUAGUACAAGGAACUUCAACGUUUUUGACAAUACAGAUGCAAUAAUGAAAGAUAUAGAUGAUAACCCCCAAAAUGAAGAUCGGUUGAAAAAACAAGAAUCCAGGUUUAAGGGAGUCUAUUACGUUACAAAAUUUUAUAAGUGGUUCAUGAAUCUCUCUUUCGUUACACGUUGGAUUGCUUUAUGGCUUCCUUUGGCUUGUUUACUGGUAAUCCCUUUAGCUGUUGGCGCUUCUCCAAAAUACCGUUAUGCGAAACUUGGUACUGUCCGAAUUUUUUGGAUUUUUCUUUGGUUUGAGAUUGCAUGGGGUGGAUUUUGGGUCUCUCGCUUAGCCGCAACUAUUCUUCCUUAUUCUUUGUACACUAUUGUAGGAAUUUUCCCCUUCACAGCUUAUAAGCUAUCUGUAAUUGUCUCCGCCCUUGAACUGCCCUUGGCUUUCUUUUUCACUUGUAUAAUAUGCAUUUGCACUUUCCCACCUAUCAUGAUAAGAAAUUCCGCUCCUGUGUCUCACCAUUCAGGUAAUGCUACCGUGGUUCCUACUGCACCUGGCACUACUAGCGUCAACCCCAACAUAAAUUUAGCAAACUCAUUUUCCCUUUCCUCAGACGUCCAGUCCUGGAUAAAAGUUUGUACGAAAAUCAUUGGUGCAUUUGUGAUACUCAGUAUUGUCCUUCUUUUAGAAAAGAUUAACCUACACUUCAUUGGUUUCCAUUACCAUGAAGUACAAUAUCAAUUUCGUAUUGCUGAUAAUAAAAAGCAUCUGACUAUGCUGUCAAAGCUUUUUUUAGCGUCCUUGAAGGCUCCUUUUAGAGAUUCCCCAUCUGUUCUACAACAAGAUUAUAUUCUUAACUUACGUACCUCCGGUUCUUUGGAUAAGGAGAAUGCUUCUCGUCGUAUCCGACAAAUAAAGCGCCUAAAGAAAAAUGCGAGAAAAGCGUUUAAUAAGACAAGAGUAGUAGUCGGUUCCGUUUUUAAUAAUAUUGUUGGUCAUUCGCAUAAACCAUUCACUCCUGAAGAAGAAUUCAUUAUCGAAAUGCUGCGAUCUCGAAAGCGAUGUCUUGCAAUUGCUAGAAGGAUUUGGUACGCCAUCGUUCCUAACAGGGAAGAUAGUUUAAAAAAAGAAGAUCUUUCUGGUCUUAUACCCAAUCAGGAUGAUAUUAUCUCUAUAUUCGAGAUUUUAGACAGAGAUUACAGUCGUAGUAUCACCCUUGAUGAAUUAGAACAGUUUUCAAGAGAAGUCGCUGAUGAAUUUUUUUCUAUUCGAAUAUCUCUACGAGAUGUCGAUGUGGCGUUAUCCAAGUUAGACCGUGUCGGACUUGCAGCUGUCGGUAUCAUUGGGAUUCUUAUUUUCAUUUCCUUUUUGGACACAUCCUUCGCAACUAUUCUAGCUGCAUAUGGAACAACCCUCCUGAGUUUAUCCUUCAUCUUUGCUACCACUGCUCAAGAGUUAAUGUCUUCUAUCGUUUUCUUAUUCAGUAAACACCCUUUUGACAUUUCAGAUGUUGUUGUCAUAAAUGGAACAAAAUAUGAAGUGGUAACAUUGUCUUUACUAUACACUGUUUUCCGGACCAUGUCAGGUUCAACUGUACAAGCCCCCAAUUCCCUACUGAAUACUUUGUUCAUUGAAAAUUUGCGACGUAGUUUGCCUCAAAGUGAGUCAGUGACAUUGUCAGCUCCUUUCAGUACGGAUUUUAAGCAAUUGGAACGUCUGCGCAGCCUUUUGCUUGAGUUUGUGAAAGAGAAUGAUCGCGAUUUUCGACCUCUCUUGGAUUUGUCGGUGCUAGAUUUUUCAGCCUUGGAUUCACUCAAAUUCACAGUAACUUUUUACUACAAGUCAAAUUGGCAGAAUACUGCUUUACAAGCAAUACGUAGAAACAAAUUUAUGUGCGGUCUUAUCAAUGCUGUCCGUGAUGUUAAUUUACCAGCUGUAAGUGACCCAGUCCUUGGUUCUUCUGAUAACCCUUUUGUUAUUGAGCGACUUUCAAGGGAAGAUCCGCAGCCUCUUAUGGACCAUACUACGAGACCUUCAUUCACCGACGUCUCCUCGGACACCAGUUCUCCAUCAAACAAAAAUAUUCCCAACUAUCAUGCACCCCAAACAGAGAGACAGGAAAGUGAACUAUCAGUGUGUGAAAGCCCAAGAGGGAAGUCGGGCGCAAAGUCGGUGAAGUCGGCUAAUUCAAAAAACAAUCCAGCUUCUGCGGGAUACGUUCGAGAGACGUUAGCUACUUGGGAAGUUCCAGAGCUUAUGAACUCUUUGAAUGCUUUAGAUAGGAGUCAAGAAUUUACUGCAGAAGCUCAAAGUGUGCAGGAUAUCGAAACAUUGCCUACCGAUGAAGAGAAUGAACAGCAGGAGGAAGCUUCCACAACUAAUGCAAGAUGACAGAUUUUUCAAAUAGUAAUUACUUAUUUCCAGUAUUUAUAAAGGACUUUUAUAUUUAUUUAUUUAUUUAGCUUUUGCGACAUGAAUAGAAGAAUGGAUCCCCUUUAAUCUGUCAACGCUUUAAAUAGAAAUAUUAUGUUUACAAUCCUA